Molecule: messenger RNA, 1782 nt
Organism: Acanthochromis polyacanthus (spiny chromis)
Lineage: Eukaryota; Metazoa; Chordata; Actinopteri; Pomacentridae
Product: gastrula zinc finger protein XlCGF57.1-like
Exons: 2
Coding region: 69-1649 (526 amino acids)
Biological process (GO): regulation of transcription by RNA polymerase II
Cellular component (GO): nucleus
Molecular function (GO): RNA polymerase II cis-regulatory region sequence-specific DNA binding; DNA-binding transcription factor activity, RNA polymerase II-specific
Source: RefSeq, a predicted model, not a curated record
ACUGCGCAGGCGCGGCUCCUCCGUCUGAGCGUCUGGUUAGUUUUAAAGAAGAACACCAGAGCAACGCCAUGAAUCAAGUGGAUUCUGUCCAGCAGCAGCGGGCAGGAAGUGUGUGUUUGGAGGAGAAAGUGCAGAAGAAACGCCUCCAUCAGCCGCAGGACGUCGUUUUGAAGCAAACCGCCGUGUUGUCCCCAGAUGUCCAGCAGCUGUUGGUGAUCAAAGAGGAGGUUCCUUGGAGCCCCAGUCUGGACCAGGACGACCCAGAACCCUUCCACAUAAAGGAGGAACCGGAGGAACUGUGGACCAGCGAUGCGGAGACUGACAUCACCAGGUUCUCAUUCGCUGCUGUUACUGUGAAGAGUGAAGAAGAUGAAGAGGAACCUGAAUCCUCACAUCUUCAUCAGAGCCAAACUAAAGACAACAGAGAGACAGAACCUCCAACCAGCAGUUCAACUAAAGCGAUUAAAACAGAAACUGAUGACUUUGGAGGACCAGAACCAGCCAAGAACUCAGAUGCAAAUACUCCUUUACAACCAAAUCCUGAUGGAAAGUCUUCAGACUGGUCUGAGAUAGAAGUCAGCAUUGACGAUUAUGAGUAUGAUGAUGAAGAUGAGGGUGAGGAACAGUGGAAGGAGCCUUUAUCAGAAUCUGGACCUGAAAGUGACGACAGUGACGACGACUGGAUGGAGACGAAGGCAUCUGAGUCAAGCAUAAGUAAUAAUGUUGGAUGUAACACAGACUUAAAGUGUACUAAACAAUUAAUCUGCCAGCCGUCUGUUGAAAGACAGUCGACACAUCCUUCACCAGAAGUGCCCUUCAUCUGUUUGGUUGAUCAGAAAUGUUUAUUAGGGGAGCAAACUGUAGUUUCACAGUUGGCAGCUCAAACAGGAGACAAAACGUUUGGCUGUGAUGUCUGUGGACAAACAUUUAGCAGAAACAGUACGCUUAAGAACCACAUGAGGAUUCACACAGGAGAGAAACCGUUUAGUUGUGGAGCUUGUGGUCAAACAUUUAGUCAACAGGGAGUUCUGCAGAGACACAUGAGAGUUCACACCGGAGAGAAACCCUUUGGUUGCAGUUUUUGUGGUAAAAGAUUUCGACAUCGGUUUAGUGUUAAAAAGCACAUGAGGGUCCACUCUGGUGAAAAACCGUUUUCCUGCAAUGAUUGUGGAAAAAGAUUCACUCAAAAAGCACAUUUGAAUACACACAUGAGAAUGCACACAGGAGAGAAACUAUUUAGUUGUGCUUUUUGUGAAAAAAAGUAUACGCAACGAGUGGAUUUGGAGACGCACGUUAGGAUUCACACAGGAGAGAAACCGUUUGCUUGUGAUGUUUGUGGACAAAGUUUUCACAGAAAGAAUAUUCUGAAGGCACAUAUGAAAGUUCACACGGGGGAGAAACCAUUUAGCUGUGAUGACUGCGGUAAAAGAUUUAACCAGAAAGCACAUCUGGAGAGACACAAGAGAGUUCACACGGGAGAGAAACCAUUUACUUGUGAUGAUUGCGGGAAAAAAUACACACAGCAAGCGGAUUUGCAAAGACACAUAAGAGUCCACACAGGAGAGAAACCAUUUGCCUGUGAAGACUGUGGGAAAAGAUUCACACAAACAGCACAUUUGAAGAAACACAUGAAGGUUCACUCGGAUUAAAAAACUGUACAACUGCAUGCUUUGUUGUUUAAGGUUAAUCAUGUGUAAUGUGGAAUUGUGUUGUGGGGAUGCUGGGCUCUUUAAAAGUCUGUUUUUGUGUCAUAACUUAAUUAAACAAAAUGGCUGAAUGGCA